AUGGAGCCCAACCUCCCCGCCGAACCGCCUCUAGAGUCCGAGAUUCUACAAAUCGACGCUCCCCGAAUGCAGUACCGCAGCCGCCCCGUCUCGGUUGCCGUUGAUCCCGUUUCCCUCGUCAUCUCCGAAUGCAUAUCAAUCACUUCGGCAAUCCAGAAGCAUGCUCGCUCGCCGCACUCUUCCGUCUCCGCCAUUCUUGGAGGCAAUCCCAACCCCAUCAACCUGGGCGCGCCGAGCUCCCGCCUCAAGCCCAGGCGCAAGUCCCAGGUAGGUGGCGCUGCCUCUGAUGCUCAAGAUCUCACGAUAAACACGCGAUGGGGCCUUCGUGGGCAAACGGGCAAGAGCAUGCAGGAUGAUCCCAUGAUUUCGGGGUUUGGCGCCUUGCGCCAUGACAUUGCUGGCAUCAAAGACAUUCGCGCAUUUGAUUCGCCCACGCUUCUCGCGCCCUUUCUGCUUGUCAUUCAGGCCAAGGGUACCGCCGCGCCAAUCACGAUCCUCGCCCUCGGAGCGCUUCGAAAGUUCCUCGCAUAUGGGUUUGUCUGCGCCAGCUCGCCGCGAUUUGCGCUUGCCAUGCAGUCACUCUCCUCUGCUGUAACACACUGCCAGUUUGAUGUUAGCGACUCGGCGCAAGGCGAAGUUGUUCUUCUCAUGAUUCUGAACCUCAUGGAAGACAUGAUGUCAGGCCCCGGUGGCGACAUCCUGAGUGAUGAGAGCGUUUGUGAUAUGAUGGGCCGUGGACUCGCCAUUUGCUCACAGCCGCGCUUCUCUCCUGUUCUGCGCAGGACUGCCGAGGCUGCUAUGGUUAGAAUGUGUCAGAUCAUCUUCGAGGACGUAAAGCACCUUGACGUCGAAAUCGGCGACGACUCCGACGCCUUCGAACAGAAAGACGGCAACUUGCAUAUGGAGACACAUGCAUCCGCUACCACUCCUGAACAGCGCGACUCGACGUCAACGCCGACUAUCGACGAGCCCGAGAAAUUGCCUGAAGCGACCGAACCCGAAGAAAACAAAAAAGAUACCCCCGAUGCUGAGCUAAAAAGUGACGACGAGAGUGAACGAAGCGACGAUUCGGAGUCGAUAGAUUUGAAACCCUACUCAUUGCCCUCCGUCCGCGAGCUCUUCCGCGUUCUGGUCAACUUUCUGGACCCGAAUGACAGACACCAUACCGAUACAAUGAGAGUCAUGGCGCUCAGGAUUAUUCAUGUGGCUUUUGAAGUUGCUGGGCCGUUUAUUGCUCGACACCCUGCGCUAGCAACGAUUGCAGAGGACAAAUUGUGCUCCCAUCUCUUCCAACUGGUUCGAUCAGACAACAUGGCCAUCCUGCAAGAGUCUCUCAUUGUCGCAGGCACUAUGCUUGCUACAUGUCGCGGCGUUUUAAAGCUGCAGCAAGAGCUUUUCCUUUCUUACUUGGUGGCCUGCUUGCAUCCUACCGUCCCUAUUCCCCGUGAUACGGGUAUCGAGGCUUCUCUCUUCGCAGGUAUUCCUGAAACGCCAAAGCUCGUCAAGCCCCCAUCUUCUCAAGCUGGAAGCGGUCGCGCUACACCUGUCGCUAUCAAAGACAGACAAAAGCUUGGUAUGGAGGGUGGCUCGCGUAAGCCAGAUGCCAGACAAGCUAUGGUUGAGAGUAUCGGCGUACUCUCGCGCAUGCCGACCUUUGUGGCUGAACUUUUUGUCAACUAUGACUGCGAUGUCGACCGAGCCGACUUGUGUGAGGAUAUGAUUGGUCUUCUCUCCCGCAACGCGUUACCCGACUCUGCCACUUGGAGUACUACAAGUGUCCCCCCUCUCUGCCUUGAUGCUCUCUUGAGAUAUAUCCAGUUCGUCGCUGAGAGGCUGGGCAAGGCUCCCGUGACAGACGGCUAUACCAAUCCCGAUAUUCUGCGCGAGCAGCGUCGGAGAAAGAAGAUCAUUAUCAAAGGCACGAGCAUGUUCAACGAGAAACCUAAGAAUGGCCUAGGAUAUCUGGAGGCACAAGGCAUUCUGAAGAGUGCACAGGAUCCCGCAGAAGUCGCCGCAUUCUUGAAGGAAACUUCGCGAGUAUCCAAGUCGGUUCUUGGUGAGUAUCUCUCCAAGACCGGCAAUGAACAAUUUCUCAAAGAAUUCUUGGACCUCUUUGACUUUUCUGGAAAGCGCCUUGACGAAGGCCUGCGGCUACUCUUGGAGACUUUCCGCCUUCCUGGUGAAGCACAGUUGAUCGCCAACAUUGUCGAAAGCUUUUCCGAAAAAUACUGCACAUGCGAUACGCCUGAGCAGGUUGCGAACAAGGAUGCCGCUUACGUACUGAGUUACGCGAUUAUCUUGCUGAAUACUGACCAGCACAACCCAACGAUCAAGGCCAACAAGCGCAUGACUGUUGAGGACUUUUCACGAAAUUUGCGUGGCGUUAACGAUGGCAAGAACUUUUCUCCUGAAUACCUCCGGGACAUUUACGAAUCAAUCAAGUCAAACGAAAUCAUCUUGCCAGAUGAGCACGACAAUCAGCAUGCAUUCGACUACGCCUGGAGAGAGCUGCUGCUAAAGACGGAGUCGGCCGGCAACCUCGUUGUCUGUGAUACGAAUAUUUACGACGCGGACAUGUUUGCUGCGACAUGGAAGCCGAUUGUCUCUACGCUUUCAUACGUCUUCAUGUCCGCCAGUGAUGAUGCCGUCUUUGCUAGAAUAGUAACUGGCUUUGAUGAAUGCGCUCGCAUCGCAGCCAAGUACAAUAACGUGGAGGCACUCGAUCAGAUUGUUUACUGCCUCAGCUACAUGACGACGCUGGCAACAGACGCCACUUUUAACACAGCAUUGAACACGGAGGUCCAGGUGGGCGAAACUAGUGUCAUGGUCAGCGAGCUGGCAGUCAAGCUUGGCCGUGACUUUCGCGCUCAGCUCGCUACCCUCGUACUCUUUCGUGUCGUUACUGGCAAUGAGCACAUUAUCAAGAACAGCUGGAAACAUGUUGUUCGUAUCUGGGUCAACCUCUUUUCAAACUCGCUGGCAUCUCAAUUUGGCUCACCUGGCCUCCCUGCUCUUGGCUUGUCUGAUAUUCCUCUUCAAUCGCCGUCGCAGGUUAUUGACCGCGGAGCGCGAGCAUCCGACACAGGAUUCUUCUCUGCCUUCACCUCGUACAUUUCCAGCUACGCCGCCGACGAUCCCCCGGAGCCGUCUGACGAAGAGCUGGAGAGCACCCUUUGCACAGUCGACUGUAUCAACUCUUGCAAGCUUGACAAUGUCUUCAAAAAUGUCGCAAAGUUACCUCUUGCAAGUACGAAACUGAUUGUAUCUGGUCUUCUGGAUCAACUUCCAGAAGAUGACAGUACAAAUAUCAUGAGCGUCAAGCACGAAAACCUACCCAACCCGCCCCCCAGCAACCACAGCACAGCAACGGGGCCACUUAAGUACGAUCCUUCAAUCGCCUACGUUCUCGAAUUCUGUACCCUGCUGGCUACAAGAGACACUGAGUCAAUUGACGAAAUGGCGGAGCUGGUGUUCCAGAGAGUCCAAGGUAUUCUGCGUCACUCGGCUCAAUGGCAUGCCAUUACUGUUUCCCGUGCUGUCUUUUACGCUCUGCGCAUACUGAAAGAUGGAUUUGACUACGAGAUUGUCAACGUUCCUAGACUCCUACACACCAUUUCAGGUCUGCCUCAGGAUGUCCUGGCCAAAACUUCGGGCACCAUUCUCACCGGCUUGGCUGCCUGCACCGAAGAACCAGGCCCGCUGCGAAGCGAAAUGAUGACUUCGCCUGACUUUUGGGCAACGCUGCGCGUUCUCGCCACAAACCGCGAAUCUGCUGCGCAGGUGUUCCAGAUUCUCGAGAAGGGGACUUCCGGCUCGCCCCCGGCUAUCAUGGCAGACAACUACAUGGCCGCUGUUGCCCUACUCGACCAGUUUGCCUCAAGCGCAAACCCGCUAGCCUCGUCAGACAAACAAGCAGAGCAAGAAAGACGACGACAUGACCAACCUCGGCGGGAAGUCAAGGUGGACAGUGCAGCGGUUGACCGCGGCUGCAAGGCUAUCGAUAGCCUCUACAGCAUGACCGCACUCGUGCCGCAACUUAUCCAGCAGUCGCAGCUGGAGAGCGGUGAAGCCUGGUCUGCGUAUUGGUUACCCAUUUUCCAGUCUCUUAUGCACCAGUGCGGAAACCCGUGCCGAGAAGUUCGCCAGCUAGCCUUUUCGUCGCUGCACCGCUCACUUCUCUCUGCAGAGCUUACCACCAACGACCCGCAGGAGUGGACAGCUAUCUUCACCAAGGUGCUUUUCCCACUCAUCAUUCGCCUGCUCAAGCCUGAGGUUUUUUCGGCAGAUCGCGAGGGCAUGAGCAAACUGCGGGUGCAGGCCACGUCACUACUGUGCAAGGUGUAUCUGCACUAUUUGACAUUGCUCGCUGAAUGGGAUGGGCUGCUUCCAUUGUGGACCAAGAUUAUUGAAAUCAUGGACCGUCUAAUGAAUAGCGGCCAAGGCGACAUACUGGAAGAAGCGGUCCGAGAGAACCUGAAGAACGUACUCCUCUUUAUGGAGAGCAACGGAGUCUUGGUCCCCCCCACUGAAGAUGCUACGAAGAAAGAAAUGUGGGAAGAGACUUGGACGCGCGUGGACCGAUUCCUGCCGGAUCUACGAGCCGAGAUUGCACCCGCGCCAGAAGAGCCGGAGCCAAAGCCGACAGCUGACGCAGAUGAUGCAGCGAAGAGCGCGGUGGUCGAUGCUUCGCAGGAGGCGAAGUCCGAAGAGGAGCGGGUAGCUGGCGAAGAGGCUUCUGAGACAGGCGCUGCAGAGGGCCACGCUGCUGAAAAGACGCACACUGAGGAGGCAGCGAAAGAAGAUCAAGAUGUGGAUUGA
Molecule: messenger RNA, 4818 nt
Organism: Akanthomyces muscarius
Lineage: Eukaryota; Fungi; Ascomycota; Sordariomycetes; Hypocreales; Cordycipitaceae
Exons: 4
Coding region: 1-4818 (1605 amino acids)
Biological process (GO): regulation of ARF protein signal transduction
Molecular function (GO): guanyl-nucleotide exchange factor activity
Source: RefSeq, a predicted model, not a curated record